Messenger RNA from Oryzias latipes (Japanese medaka), 1504 nucleotides. NCBI's taxonomy places the organism in Eukaryota, Metazoa, Chordata, Actinopteri, Beloniformes, Adrianichthyidae. The record is from RefSeq and is a predicted model, not a curated record.
UUCCCUUGUUUCCAGGUCUGACACAAGUGAGUCCCGUCUAUCUUUCUUGCAUGAGACAGUGAAGGAUUUUGAAGUCCACAAAAUUGCUUUAGAUUGCAUUAAAUCCGGAGAGAGUCCUGUGAUGAAUGAUUGUGAAGCCUUAGAUCUGGAGGACAUCCUGGGACAAGGCACUGAUGGAGUGAAAAGUAUUGGACAGCAGCUUCUUCUGCUCCAGGAUCAGCUAAAACAAGAAAAAGAAGAAAAAAGGAAAAUAGUGGAGAACUACACAUUGGAAAGAACACUAAGAAAAAAAUAUUACAACAUGGUUGAAGACAUGAAAGGUAAAAUUAGAGUAUUUUGUCGACUUCGCCCAAUGAACAGAAACGAGGCAGGGCAGGGUGGGACUGCUUUUGUGGAGAAAAUAGACGAUUACUCUGUCUCUGUGGAAACGCCUCGUGGCCUGAGGGAGUUUCAGUUUGACAAGGUGUUCGGUGCUGAAGCUUCCCAGGAUGAGGUGUUUCAAGACACCAGCAGGCUGAUUCAGUCCGUCAUCGAUGGCUACAAUGUUUGCAUCUUUGCAUACGGGCAGACAGGCUCUGGAAAGACCUUCACCAUGGUGGGGGACAAAGAUCAGAGAAACCCCGGCAUCAUGCCCAGGUCUUUUAAUGCCAUUUUUGAUAUCACUCGGGAGAACAGCUCUAAGUUUGAAUUUAAGGUUUCAGCGUAUAUGCUGGAGCUGUACAACGACAGACUGCAGGACCUCUUUAUUAGCCAAGCUGCUGAGGCCCAGGCACAGACUCAGCCCAGCAGCCAGACCAGACGAGUGGAGAUCAAAAGGACCAGAAAAGGAGUUGUGUUCGCUCAAGGAGCAGAGACAAAGGAGGCUUCCAGUGCGCAGGAGCUCUACGCUUUGUUCCAACAGGCCUGCGCCAACCGACACAUUGCUGCCACCAAGAUGAAUGUAGAGAGUUCCCGCUCCCAUCUCAUUGUUGUCAUCAUGGUGGAGAGCAGAAAUCUAACCAAUGGCAGCAUCAGCACCGGAAAGCUGAGUCUGGUAGACCUGGCAGGCAGUGAAAGAGCAGCAAAGACUGGUGCCAAAGAUCAUCAGCUAAAGGAGGCAAACUCUAUCAAUAAAUCCCUGAGUGCCCUCGGUGAUGUGAUCUCUGCCUUGUCUGCUGACUUGCCUCAUGUGCCCUACAGGAAUAGCAAGCUGACCCAGGUGAUGCAGGACUCUUUGGGAGGAAAUGCAAAAACCCUGAUGAUCGUCAACAUCUCCCCUUCAGAAUCAAAUCUAGAUGAAACUCUCACAUCGCUCAUCUAUGCAACAAGAGUGAAAGCUAUAACCAACAAUGCUCAGAGAAAUGUAGAAAGCAAAGAAAUUGCUCAACUAAAAGAGGUGAUUAUGAAGCUAAAAUCUGGACUAACAGUGGACGACGGGGAUGUUUGAACUGCUUGAAAACAUUUGUAAUUAAUCAAGUUUCAACAUUUUCUUGCAUUAUACUAAAUAAACAUUCUUUAAAAUGUA